UAAACCGAAACAAACUUUAACUAACUAUUCCCGCUUCAACACACUUCUUCUUCAUUCUUCCAUUCCCAUUUCUUGUUUCUUCUUCUUCUUGAAGCAACCACCACAUAAUGCAUCCCGUAACCCUCUUCACUCUCUUCUCCACCUUCAUCCUCACCGCCUCCGGUGCCGGUAACAUCCACCUCGACUUCCCUUACUUCACCACCGCAGACACCGCCACCAACCUCACCUUCCUCGGCGAUUCAUCUCUAACCACCAACGGCGUCGUUUCCUUAACUCAGCCCACCACUUUCUCCACCGGUGCUAUCAUCUACAAACACCCCAUUUCUCUCUUUGACAUUUCAACAAACACCACGUCUUCAUUCUCAACAACGUUCUCUUUCUCUAUUACAAAUUCAAAUCCCACUUCCUUUGGUGAUGGCAUUGCUUUCUUCCUUUCCCCCAACAAUCUCUCAUCAACAUCGUCACCAAGCCCAUUUGGUCUUCCUACAAAUUUUAUUGCUGUUGAAUUCGAUACGCGAUUCAACCCACAUUUCAAUGACCCAAAUGAAAAUCAUAUAGGUUUUGAUAUUGAUACAUUGAACUCUCUUAAAAUUGUUGAUCCAAUUUUCAAUGGGAUUGAUCUCAAGAGUGGUAACACUAUCACUUCUUGGAUUGAUUACAAGACUGAUCAGAAUUUGCUUUCUGUUUUCUUGAGUUAUUCUACUAAGAAGCCACAUGAUCCUAUUCUUUCAGCUACCGUUGAUCUUUCGGAGUAUUUUUGUGAUAAUGAAGCUGUUUAUGUUGGUUUUUCAGCUUCUGCUGAAAAAAGUACUGAGCUUCAUCAAAUUGAAAGAUGGAGUUUUUACACUGUUGGGUUUGAGCCUGCAAGACCUAGGUUGCGUAGUCACAAUGUUUCCGAUAAUUCUGUUGGUGUAAGUACCGGGAAUGAGGUAAAAGUUCGUGGGUCGCGUUCUACUUUUUCUUCGAAGAAUUCUUUUUCUUCGUCUUCGAAGAAAAAGUUUGGUUUUGGUUUUGCUGUUGCAGGUCCUGUUUUUUUCUGUGUUGUUUUUACUUUGUUGGGGUAUUAUUCUUUUAUGAAAUGGAAAGGUGUGAGAAAAGGGGUGUCGAAGAAUUUUCAAACUGGGUUUGUUGCUUGUCCUAGGGAGUUUAGUUACAGAGAAUUGAAAUCGGCUACAAGAGAGUUUCAUCCGAGCAGGAUUGUUGGUCACGGUUCAUUUGGAACUGUGUAUAAAGCGUUCUUUAUAUCGUCUGGAACCAUUGCUGCAGUGAAAAGAUCGAGGCAUUCACAUGAAGGAAAGACCGAGUUUCUCUCUGAAUUGAACAUCAUUGCUGGUUUAAGGCACAAGAAUUUGGCUCAGUUGUUGGGUUGGUCUGUUGAGAAAGGUGAGUUGCUUCUUUUUUAUGAUUUCAUGCCUAAUGGAAGCUUAGACAAGAUGCUUUACAAAGAACCUGAGAGAGGGAAAUUGUUGACUUGGUCUAUUAGGUAUAAUAUUGUUGUUGGUUUGGCUUCUGUAUUGGUUUAUCUUCAUCAGGAAUGUGAGCAAAGAGUGGUUCAUAGAGAUAUUAAAACUGGGAAUGUUUUGCUGGAUGGGAAUUUCAAUGCUAGGUUAGGUGAUUUUGGAUUGGCUAAACUCAUGGAUCAUGAUAAGAGUCCUGUUUCAACUUUAACUGCUGGAACAAUGGGAUACCUUGCACCUGAAUAUCUUCAAUAUGGUAAAGCUACUGAUAAGACUGAUGUUUUCAGCUUUGGUGUGGUUGUGCUUGAAGUGGCUUGUGGGAAAAGGCCUAUUGAAAGAGAGGGUCCAAAGAUGAUUAAUUUGGUGGAUUGGGUUUGGGGGUUGUAUUCUGAAGGGAAGAUAAUUGAGGCUGUUGAUAAGAGGUUGAAUGGUGAAUUCGAGGAAGAGGAAAUGACGAAGCUUUUGUUGUUAGGGUUGAGCUGUGCUAAUCCUGAUAGUGCUGCAAGGCCUACAAUGAGAAGGGUUUUGCAGAUUCUCAACAAUGAAGCUAUGCAAUUUGCUGUGCCAAAAGUAAAGCCAACCUUAACUUUCUCAUCUGAUUUACCAUUGAGUAUUCAUGAGAUUGUUUCUGAUGAUGAUCUUGAUUAUGAAGAGUUCAAUACUAGCCAGUCUAUGUGUGAGAUUAAAAUUCACUGAAAAGUUUUUGAACUUGUUCAUUUCAUUCUUUUAUUCCUUUUUGUUUCCCCUUGGGGGGUUGAUUUUGUUACUUGUAAAGUUUCUGUUCUCUAGUCUGAGUAAUCACUCAGAAAAGUAGUCAUAGUUCAUUGACAGUAGUAGUUUAGUGCAAAUCUAUUGCAUUUCAUGGUAUAUGGUCAGGCUAGGUUGUAUUUCAGGUACAGAUAUUGUAGUUUUGGUAUAUACAGAAAUUGACUAUUUUUUGGUCAUAUGAUCUCUUUCUCAAGUUUCAUUCCAGUAACAAUCAGCUUACUGUUUU
Molecule: messenger RNA, 2451 nt
Organism: Medicago truncatula (barrel medic)
Lineage: Eukaryota; Viridiplantae; Streptophyta; Magnoliopsida; Fabales; Fabaceae
Product: probable L-type lectin-domain containing receptor kinase S.7
Exons: 1
Coding region: 108-2153 (681 amino acids)
Biological process (GO): protein phosphorylation
Molecular function (GO): ATP binding; protein kinase activity; carbohydrate binding
Source: RefSeq, a predicted model, not a curated record